CUUGUCAUUGGAUAUUGAAAAUUGAAAUUUUAAAAUUGCUCUGAGACGCUUAACGCAAACGAUAUAUUUAAAAUUGAAUACCUCUUAAUAAUACAGUAUUAGAAAACAUUACAAUGACUUCCAUGCCAUCCGAUUCGGAAUCAAACGUUAGUGGAUUUAUAAGAUACAGCGAUAAAGAUUUCAAACAUCUUUAUACAUCUAUGAUAGAGAAUAUGGAGAUUAUCAACCAAGAUCUUUUACAAAUAGAAAAGAACAUGAAGAGUAUUGUACAGCAGUCUGGUCCAUUAGAGAGCCAACUUUCAGUCCUACUACAAUCCCUGCCAAAACAAAAUCUCAACCUGCCUAUGGAGACUGAAUAAACAUAUUUAAUAUUGAAAUAUAUUAAUUAUUAACUCAAUUAAUAGCAUAUAAAAAUCUCUUUUUUGUUACAAUCACUCAUAAGAAAAUAUUUUAAAUUAUUAUGUUUGUAAGUAUAUCAUAGUCCAAUAGUUUUUGAAAUAUAUCAAAUCACUAUGUUGUUACAUCAUGAUUUGGGAAUGUUAACUUUUAUUGUAAUAUAGGAAAAUUGUUUUUGUAAUUAUAAUAUAUAAUUAGAUUUCGUUUAUAAGAGUUAUAAUAUAUUGUAUUAGGGAAUUAUCUAAGUU
Messenger RNA from Nymphalis io (European peacock), 644 nucleotides. RefSeq lists its product as uncharacterized. NCBI's taxonomy places the organism in Eukaryota, Metazoa, Arthropoda, Insecta, Lepidoptera, Nymphalidae. The record is from RefSeq and is a predicted model, not a curated record. The transcript has 2 exons. The coding region runs from base 114 to 359 and encodes 81 amino acids.